Messenger RNA from Salvia miltiorrhiza (redroot sage), 1599 nucleotides. Its product is annotated as F-box protein SKIP8. The record is from RefSeq and is a predicted model, not a curated record. Bases 550 to 1386 code for a protein of 278 amino acids. The transcript is spliced from 3 exons. NCBI's taxonomy places the organism in Eukaryota, Viridiplantae, Streptophyta, Magnoliopsida, Lamiales, Lamiaceae. Gene Ontology annotation, molecular function: protein binding.
UUACAGCUCUGCACUAAAAAAAAGGGAAAUGGUAACUGCAAUAUUGAAGAAUUACUAUUCAACCCGCAAGACAAUUUAUAUAUUAGACUAUAAUAAUAAUAAUAAUAAUAAUAAUAAUAGAGGUGUGUUUUGUUUGUUUAGUUGCGAAAUUACGAAAAUAGGCAUGAAUUGGCGUCGUAUUUGCGUUGAGGCUUAGGCUCGAUUUGCUCCAGUUUCCCACCUCACCUAGAAAAUGGAUUCAGUUCCAAAACCAUCAAUAUUUUCUCUCUCCUAAGCUCUUCAAUCUCUCUCUCUCUCUAUGCACGCACCCUUGAUUAGGGUUUGAGGACAAAGUGCUACCCACACUCGCAUAAGGGGAAAGAUAAAAGGCGCUUAAAAUUGUACCCCACCUGAAAAGGAAAUUACAUGCAAAACCACAUUUUUGUCUGCUUGAAUACAAGGUAAAAAAACUUAGGGUUUUUCAACAAUUGGGUUGUUUUGCUCUUUUGCCCCUUUCAUGAAUUGCAAGAAUUUCGGCAAUCGAUGUUACUGCAAUUUCAUGGUAUAUGAAUGGAUUUUGCGGUUUUUGCGGCCGAUUAUCCCUCGUUUCUGGUAGCCCUAGCAGCAACUAUUUUCUGUUUGAUUCUCGCGAGCGCUGUGAUUUUCCGGAGACUCAAGUUCGGACUGAGCCGUUCCGAUUGCGCGAGCACGACUGAGGGGAGGGGAAUUGGCGCUGGGGAAAUGACUGCGCGGCUGACUGAGAAUGGUGGGGAGAAGGCGGCGGUAGAGAGGCAGUCGGGGGCGUCGAUGAUGGAGCAGCUGGUGCCUGAGAUCACCACGCAUGCCCUGAGUUACUUGGAUUAUCCGAGCCUCUGCCGCCUCUCCAUGACGAAUUCGCUCAUGCGGAAAGCUGCCAAUGAUGACAAUGCGUGGAAGGCGCUCUACCAUAAGGAUUUCACGUUGGAGCAAGACAAUGUAACCCCAUCUAAUGGGUGGAAAGCUUAUUACGCUGCUACAAGAGCUGUUGUUACUGUAAAUGCUGAAUUUUUUAGGAUUAUCAGGGAAAGAAUGCUUCAAGCUAUGCGUCAGUUUUGGCUUCAUGCUGAUUAUGUGAAGUGUUUUCAUGCAACUGGGGAGUCAUUUAGUGGUUACAAUGCAGUGAUGGGGAGCUGGCAGCUAGCAUUUACCUGGGAGAAUGUGGCUGAUUUCCAGAUACGAGAUGUGAGGGUUCGUGUAACGUCAAGUAUGGCUUGGGUCACGAUGAAAGCUUACCUUGACAUCGGAGCUGGUCCGUUCAAUGUGACGAAUGUAUACGAGUUGCAUGACGGGAGAUGGUACAUGGUGCACCAUCACUGCUCGGCGUUGCUGAUGCACGGCGGAGGAGGCCAACAACUUGUGCAUGUGUAAAGGAAGGUAGAUUGGUAGACGAUGAGAAUCAAUUCAUGUUGAUGAUGAUGAUGAAGCAGAUUCAUCAUAGUUGAGAAAAAAAAGAUGUAUUUGGGGGAAUUUUAUUCAUGUGCUUGCUUUUUUUUCUUCCCCACCUUUGAAUUCUUGGUGCCUUAGUUUUAUUGGCUAAUUUUAUGGCAAAAUACUUGCACAGAGCAAAGUUUUUCUUCUUUA